CAUUGGUCAGUCAGCCACUGAUCGAAAACUAAGACAAGGGCAAGAUAGACAAAAAGCAGUAGAUAAUAAUAGCCUCGAUAUGUCGAAGAGUCGAGGCAGAUGAACGACAGAUUGAGUAGCUGUGCUCGCCACCUUGAAAACACCAGCCAUUCAUCGGCUGACCUAAAGCCAAUCUGCCCGGUACGGAUAUAGAACAGCGAAGUUCAAAAUCCUCUUAAGCGACAUCAUGAUGAAAGUAUCAGUUCGCGUGCGGGGCGAGUGGCUGGCUGUGCCGUGUCCUGAUCCGAAGCAAUCCAUCUCUUGGCUAGGAGAAGAGGCCUUACGACGGUAUACGAAGCUACAACCCGCCACGUAUAUCGGCAACGACGAAAAGGUUUUUGAGAUCCGAAAAACCCGAGGCGGCGCCAUACUUGACGGAGAAGACGAAAUACAGAGCGUUCUGGACAAUAACGAUUUCGUAUCUGUGGUAUUGGAGUCCGAUCGUCCAUCGCCGAUUACGGGUCCCCAGGAGUUGAACUACGUCCCAGAGAUGGUACCCGGAGACUUCAAGUCACCAGCUCAAGAAAUCAGCAUCGAUGGAAACAAUUUGUCCCCUGAAGAACUCCUGGAUCUUGGGAGAGGCAAAUACAAGAUUCGGCUAUCGCACGAUGCGGUGACACGCGUCACCGAAUCGCGAAAGAUGCUCGAACAAAUCCUAGAAGAGAACCAAGUGGCGUAUGGGAUCAACACGGGAUUCGGGAAAUUCGCAAGGGUUGUGGUACCUGAAGACAAGCUGAUAGAGCUUCAACAAAAUCUCGUGCGUUCUCACGCUGCCGGAGUGGGGCCUCCACUGUCGCCGGAAAAAGCUCGUAUGCUUUUAGCAUUACGGAUUAACGUCUUAGCUAAAGGCUACUCAGGAGUGUCAAUCAGUACAUUGCAACAACUGGUUGAUGCUUUCAAUGCAAAUUGUCUUUCGUGGGUGCCCGAACAAGGGACAGUGGGCGCAAGUGGCGAUCUGGCACCCCUUGCACAUUUGGCCCUCGGUUUAAUCGGCGAAGGUCGAAUGUGGAGUCCUGAGACUGGGUGGGGUGACGCCAAAUACGUGCUGGAAGCGCAUGACUUAAAGCCGAUUCACUUAAAGCCAAAGGAGGGCCUAUGCAUGCUUAAUGGAACUCAGCUAAUUACUUCGAUAGGUGCAGAAGCUUUGGAACGGGCCUCAAAUAUCUGCCGACAGGCUGACGUCGUCUGUGCACUAACAUUAGAAGUUCUUAAAGGAACAACGCGUGCCUUUGAUGGCGAUAUCCAAAAAAUUCGUCCUCAUUGGGGCCAGGCGCUGGUUGCCAAACGGUUACGCGCCCUGCUGCAUUCUGACGUUCAUCCUUCUGAUAUAGCUCAGUCUCACCGCUUCUGUAAUCGCGUUCAGGAUGCGUACACAAUCAGAUGUUGCCCACAGGUGCAUGGCAUUGUACACGACACCUUAGAUUUCGUGCGCAGGAUUAUCACCACGGAAAUGAACAGCGCCACUGAUAAUCCGUUGGUAUUCGUAGAGCGCAACGAAAUUAUUUCUGGAGGAAACUUCCACGGCGAGUACCCAGCAAAGGCACUUGAUUAUUUGGCAAUUGCGGUUCAUGAAUUGGCUUCAAUGUCGGAGCGGCGUAUCGAACGACUGAUUAAUCCGGCUCUUUCAGAACUUCCCGCGUUCCUCGUCAAGGACGGAGGGCUCAAUUCGGGCUUCAUGCUUGCACAUUGCACGGCCGCUUCUCUCGUUACAGAGAAUAAAGUUCUCUGUCAUCCAGCAUCGAUUGACUCCAUACCAACAAGCGCUGGAACAGAAGAUCACGUAUCGAUGGGAGGGAUGGCAGCGCGGAAAGCACUCAAAGUUGUCGAAAAUGUCGAGCACGUGUUGGCAAUCGAACUUCUGGCCGCGUGUCAAGCCAUCGAAUUUUUACGACCCCUCAAGACAACUGCGCCGCUCGAGGCUGUGUACAACCUUGUGCGAAUAGUUGCAAAAGCGUGGGACAAAGACCGCUUUAUGGCUCCUGAUAUCGACAGCGUCACAUUGAUAUUAAAAGAUGGCCGUGUUUGGGACGCUGUAAAGCCAUACCUUGAUAAAUUUCUCCUCGUCCAGGAAAUCGAAACGCGAAUGCCAUCUCCAACUUCUUCUCAGCGAGGACUAAAACGGGGUAUAAAGCAGCAGUAUAACGUGCAGCGCACCAAACAGCGUUGCCAGGUGACACGUGAGGUUAAAGGGUCAAAAGACAGCAAAGAAUCGAACCGCAAUGAUCCGGCGGCUGCAGGCGAUGAUGACGACUUUUAAGCGGAACGUUUUUUUUUUUCAUAAAGGCCAAAAUCAUGUAUGAGUAUGAUACAGCGUUUGUCAAAAUAUUUUGUCUCUGCACGCAAAUGCGAAGCAUCUAACAUUCAAACAUGUUCCGCAUUAUACACUAUAGGCGGGAGGGAACAACGUAGCGUUCACUGCAGCAAAUGUAUCGAGCAAAACGAUCUGAACUAUUAAAAUGGGCAAAUUUAUAAAAUUGAAAAAAUAAUCAUUCAAGGUAUUCCUACAUUGUCCUGAAUCUGUCCAGUUUUUGGUCCUAAUUAUUAGUCCGUUUUUCUCCCUAUUUCUUGCUGUUCUCUUUUCCGUGUGCUCGUUGCAACGCGUCUGAAGCACCCGUAUCCGAAGACAACGUAAAAAGACAACCUGCCGAAAAAAUUCAGCUUGUCCUAACUAUCCUGAAGAGGAAGGACGAAAUGAGCAGGCUUUCGUUGAAUAGGCGUACACGUGUUUCUUGAUGUAAUGGCUAGAAACGAAGGUAUACUCUGAUCGUUAUACUCCAAAGAGCUAUAUCGUUCUCGAUCAUUUAAACAAAAGCAUACAAUUUCAAACUACGGACGCGAUGCUUUAACAACGAUCUAAUUAAUAGCGAUUUUUAUAUAAUAAUCACUUUGCAAUAACACUGAUAAUUAGCGGAAUACUGGAUUCCACGGGCUGCCAACCUGUUACCAUAAAAGCAACUUGAAGAACUGCUCAGGCGGUCCUUAGAACCUCAAAUGUGCAUAGAUAGCGACAGCUUCGGUAGGUUUCGUAGAAAAGAUGUAAUAUGGACAUUUGAAAAUUCGAUGGACUAAAAAAACUUGGUUUUUAUUAAAAGUAAAUCCAAUGUG
Messenger RNA from Varroa destructor (honeybee mite), 3144 nucleotides. Its product is annotated as histidine ammonia-lyase-like. Gene Ontology annotation, biological process: L-histidine catabolic process. The record is from RefSeq and is a predicted model, not a curated record. NCBI's taxonomy places the organism in Eukaryota, Metazoa, Arthropoda, Arachnida, Mesostigmata, Varroidae. Gene Ontology annotation, cellular component: cytoplasm. Gene Ontology annotation, molecular function: histidine ammonia-lyase activity.